This is a messenger RNA of Aricia agestis (brown argus), 5949 nucleotides long. Its product is annotated as kinesin-like protein unc-104. Gene Ontology annotation, molecular function: microtubule motor activity; ATP binding; microtubule binding. NCBI's taxonomy places the organism in Eukaryota, Metazoa, Arthropoda, Insecta, Lepidoptera, Lycaenidae. Gene Ontology annotation, biological process: microtubule-based movement. The record is from RefSeq and is a predicted model, not a curated record. Bases 211 to 5631 code for a protein of 1806 amino acids. The transcript has 42 exons.
UUCGUUUCGGGAGGACUGAGAGGUUUUGUGAUUAAAACAAAUAAUAAAUUGCAAUUAACUCCGUAUUUAUCUUAUUUAUUGUGCAUUAUCAACUUGAAGAACUUGUCGCGCUGCGUGUCCUUUAUAUGCUGAUUGAAUACUGAGUGAGGGCGGUAUAAACGGGUGCAGUAGUCUUCUCCCACCGAUGCGUUAGUGGCCACCAGCGCAGCCAUGUCGUCGGUGAAGGUGGCGGUGAGGGUCCGCCCCUUCAACUCGCGCGAGAUAGCGCGGGACUGUAAAUGCAUCAUCGAGAUGUCGGGGAACACUACAGUUAUACUGAACCCAAAACUUCCCCCGAACAACAAGGAAGGCGCGAAAAGUUUUAAUUUUGAUUUCUCCUACUGGUCGCACAAUCCAAGUGAUCCAGAAUUCUCGUCACAAAUAAUGGUGUACAAAGACAUCGGUGAAGAGAUGUUACAACAUGCUUUCGACGGCUACAACAUAUGCAUAUUCGCGUACGGACAAACUGGCGCGGGCAAGUCCUACACGAUGAUGGGCCGCGGCGAGGACGGCCAGGAGGGCAUCAUCCCGCAGAUCUGCAAGGACCUCUUCCGCCGCAUCCGGCAGACCACGUCAGAUGACCUCACUUACUCGGUGGAAGUAUCCUACAUGGAGAUAUACUGCGAGCGAGUGCGUGAUCUGCUCAACCCUAAGAACAAGGGCAACCUGAGGGUCCGCGAGCACCCCGCCCUCGGCCCUUACGUGGAGGACCUCAGCAAGCUCGCCGUCAUGUCCUACCAGGAUAUAUACGACCUUAUUGACGAGGGGAAUAAGGCCAGGACUGUAGCAGCAACCAACAUGAACGAGACGUCGUCCCGCUCGCACGCGGUGUUCACCAUCUUCUUCACGCAGCAGCGACACGACAAGACCACCAACUUGGUCUCAGAGAAGGUAUCCAAGAUCUCCCUAGUGGAUCUGGCCGGGUCUGAGCGGGCUGACUCCACCGGCGCCAAGGGCACGCGGCUGAAGGAGGGCGCCAACAUCAACAAGUCACUCACCACGCUCGGCAAAGUCAUAUCCGCGCUCGCUGAGAUCUCGGCAUCAAAAAGCAAGAAAUCUAAGAAGGCGGACUUCAUACCUUACCGUGACUCGGUUCUAACAUGGCUUCUACGUGAGAAUCUCGGCGGCAACUCCAAAACCGCCAUGAUAGCGGCCAUAUCACCCGCUGAUAUUAACUACGACGAGACGCUGAGUACAUUGAGGUACGCGGAUCGCGCCAAACAGAUCGUCUGCAAGGCGGUCGUCAAUGAGGACGCCAACGCCAAACUCAUUCGAGAACUCAAGGAGGAGAUACUCAAACUGCGCGAGCUGCUCAAGGCGGAGGGCAUAGACGUCGCUGAAGGACCCGAUGGUAGAGUCGUUUAUGAAAAGAAAGAACCGCCUACCACAGAGGAGAACGCGUCGCCGAUGCGCAAGAAGAGCGAGGGCGAGGUGCUGUCGCCGAAGCUGUCGCGAGCCGCCACCACCAUCGCCGAGGAGGCGGUCGACCAGCUGCAGGCUUCGGAGAAGCUUAUUGCAGAACUAAACGAGACUUGGGAGGAGAAGCUCAAACGCACGGAACAGAUACGAGUGCAGCGCGAGGCCGUUUUUGCUGAGAUGGGUCUAGCUGUGAAGGAGGGUAUAACAGUCGGUGUAUACUCGCCCAAGAAGACUCCACAUCUUGUCAACUUGAAUGAGGACCCGAAUUUGUCGGAAUGCCUCAUUUAUUAUAUCAAGGAUGGUGUGACCCGGCUCGGUACAGCUGAGGCCAACGUGCCCCAAGACAUCCAGCUAUCUGGCUCACACAUACUUAGCGAGCACUGCAUAUUCGAGAACACGGACGGCGUCAUCUGCCUCAUACCGCACCGCGGCGCGCUCGUGUACGUCAACGGCCGAGAGGUGGAGGAGCCGAUAAUCCUGAAGACCGGUUCCCGGGUGAUCCUGGGCAAGAACCACGUGUUCCGGUUCACGCACCCCGGCCAGCCGCGAGAGGAGCGCGUCAUCAGCAACAAGGACAAGGAGCUCAAUGAGACGGAGAGGGAACAGAGCAAUACUGAGACUGAAGUCGCGAGCGACAUAGAGACAGUAGACUGGGACUACGCGCAGUGCGAACUGCUGGAGAAACAGGGCAUAGACCUGAAGGCCGAGAUGAGGAAGCGCCUCGUCGCCCUCGAGGAGCAGUUCAAGAGAGAGAAGGAACAUGCAGACCAGCAGUUUGAGGAACAGAGAAAGAACUACGAAGCCCGCAUCGAUGCACUCCAGCGUCAGGUGGAGGAGCAGAGCGUCACCAUGUCUAUGUACAGCUCCUACACGCCGGAAGACUUCCACAAUGAUGAAGACAUAUUCGUGAAUCCCCUGUUUGAGACAGAGUGUUGGUCGGCGCGCGAGGUGGGGCUGGCGGCGUGGGCGUUCCGCAAGUGGAAGUACCACCAGUUCACCUCGCUGAGGGAUGACCUGUGGGGCAACGCUAUCUUCCUCAAGGAGGCGAACGCAAUCUCCGUGGAGCUCCGCAAGAAGGUCCAAUUCCAGUUCACCCUACUCACGGACACGCCCUACUCGCCCCUCCCACCGGAACUCGCGCCGCGCGACGACGACCACGAGUACCGCCCCGGUGCGCCCACUGUGGUCGCCGUAGAGGUUACUGAUACGAAGAACGGGGCUACGCAUUAUUGGACGCUGGAGAAGUUGCGCCAUCGCCUGGAGCUCAUGCGCGCGAUAUACAACAUGAACGAGAGCGCGUACGCAGACGAGGACGCUCCGCCCGCACGCACGGACGCAGACGCGUACGCACGGCCGGACGCGCCGCUCGCGCAGUGCAUAUCUGCGUGCGCGAAUAACACAAGACUAUCGCUUGCCAAUCUCCUGCCCUCGAGACAACGUCUCGAGCUGAUGCGCGAGAUGUAUCACAACGAGGCGGAGCUGUCGCCGACGUCGCCAGAGCACAACAUCGAGUCGGUGACCGGCGGCGAUCCAUUCUACGACCGGUUCCCCUGGUUCCGUCUGGUUGGACGGAGCUUCGUGUACCUAUCGAACCUGCUGUACCCGGUCCCGCUCAUUCACAAGGUGGCCAUCGUGAACGAGAAAGGAGACGUUAAGGGUUACCUGCGCGUCGCCGUGCAGGCCGUGCUCGACGCUGAAAAGAAUGUCUGCUACGUAGACAACGCGGAAUUCGCGGCGGGCGUCAAACAGUCCGCCAAGAUAUCGUUCGACGACGAUAUCGCUCCGACGCGCUCACGACUGAAGGCGCUAACGAAUGUCGACAAGAACAAUGCUCUGAAUCUCGAAGACAGGACCGAACAGGACUCUAAUAUCAAGAUUGAGGAACUAGCAGCUACCGAGUGCGACGCCGACAGCGGGCGCGGGGACAGCUCCCUGGCGUCGGAGCUGAAGGAGGAGGACCUGCCCGACCACCUCACCCUGGGCAAGGAGUUCACCUUCCGCGUGACAGUGCUGCAGGCGCACAGCGUGUCGGCUGACUAUGCUGAUGUGUUCUGCCAGUUCAAUUUCUUACACAGGAACGAGGACGCAUUUUCCACAGAGCCCGUCAAGAACGCUGGAAAGAACACCCCUCUUGGAUUCUACCACGUACAAAACAUCACAGUUCCAGUAACGAAGUCAUUCGUGGACUACAUCAAGUCUCAGCCGAUUGUUUUCGAAGUAUUCGGUCACUACCAACAACACCCACUGCAUAAGGACGCGAAACAAGACGGCGUGGGGGGUCGAUUACCCCCUCGCCGCAUGCUGCCCCCCUCUCUGCCGAUAUCGGCGCCGGUCCGCAGCCCCAAGUGGGGCGCGGCCGCCGUGGCCCCGCCCUGCUGCUCCUCCCACCUUCACUCCAAACACGACCUGCUCGUCUGGUUCGAGAUCUGCGAGCUCGCGCCCAAUGGAGAAUAUGUGCCGGCGGUGGUGGAGCACAGCGACGAGUUACCCUGCCGCGGACUGUUCCUGCUGCACCAGGGCAUACAGCGGCGCAUACGCAUCACGAUACUGCACGAACCCUCCGGUGAUCUUCACUGGAGCGACGUGAGGGAACUCGUUGUUGGACGUAUCAGAAACACACCCGAGGCUAACGAGGAUACGACGGACGGGGACGAGGACAGCGCACUGUCGCUCGGCCUGUUCCCCGGAGAACGACCCACGCUGGACGACAGGGCGGUGUUCCGAUUCGAAGCGGCAUGGGACAGCAGCUUGCACGGCUCACCGCUGCUCAACAGAGUUAGCGGCAACGGCGAGGUCGUCUACAUCACGCUUAGUGCUUAUCUCGAGGUGGAAAACUGUGGUCGACCAGCUAUCAUCACCAAGGAUCUAUCAGUGGUGGUCGUCGGGCGCGAUUCUCGCAUCGGCGCUGGGCGAUCGCUCCGUCGCGCGCUCUUUGGCUCCAAGGCGGCACGCGCUGACCGCCUCACCGGGCUAUACGAGUUGAGUCUUCACCGCGCGCUGGAGCCCGGUGUACAACGUCGUCAGAGACGAGUGCUCGACACAAGUGGCACUUAUGUGCGAGGUGAAGAGAACUUGCACGGUUGGCGCCCUAGGGGCGACUCCCUCAUAUUCGACCACCAGAGGCGUAUCUGGCGCAAACUGGUCUAUGAUUGGCCGCUGGACAUUAUCGAUAAAUUUCAGUGGGAGCUAGAGAAGAUGACUCGACUGGAGCAAGUGAGCCGGACACGUCACUUCCUGGCGCUGCGCGAGCGCCUGCGUCACGGACACGAGAAUACCGUCACACCCAACGACUUUACGAAGACAGAGAAGGAGGUGAGCAACAUGGCGGCUAAGGCGGCCGCGGAGUGCGGUCACGCACGCGAGGAUGUAUACGAGCCGUGGGAGAUGACGCCGCGCGAACGGGAACUCGCCACCAAAUACAUUAAACUUAUACAGGGGAGGAUAGGUCACAAGGAGGUGGAGACCGCGGUGUCGCCCGCCACGCCCGUUGACGAGGGCGUGUCCGCCGACAUCAGCACGCCCAGCCUGCUCUCCUCCAUACACAGCGCCAGCAGCUUCGAGCUAUGUUCCCCGGAGCGCGCCAUGCUGGAGCGCGCGGCGGGCUGGGGCGGGGGCGCCGCGACGACGGUAGGCGGGGCGCUGUACGUGCCCGAGUGCGAGGAGGUGCGCGUGUCCGCCGCCGUCGCGCGCCGCGGGUACCUCAACGUGCUGCAGCACGGCACGCACGGCUGGAAGAAGCGGUGGCUGGUGGUCCGCCGGCCGUACGUGUUCAUGUACCGCGACGAGCGCGACCCGGUGGAGCGCGCGGUCAUCAACCUCGCCAACGCGCACGUCGAGUACUCCGAGGACCAGGAGCAGAUGGUGCGGAUGCCGAAUACUUUCAGUGUGGUGAGCAAGGAGCGCGGGUACCUGCUGCAGACUCUCGGUGACAAGGAGGUGCACGACUGGCUGUACGCCAUCAACCCCCUGCUCGCCGGACAGAUCAGGUGUGCAACAGGUCGCGGUCAGCGCGGCGCGGGGCGGGGGUCGCGGGCGGCGCGGGGGGCGCGGGGGGCCAGGCGGACGCAUGAGACAGCCUCACAAUGGAGUCUAUCCUCGUUUUUUAAGAGCGUCGCCGAAGCCAGGAUAUCGCACAGGCCGCUUAGAGCGACGCGCUCCCUACCCAGAUAUUGAAACGGCCCCAUAAACGCUCGAUAACGCGCGAAUUUCCUCCGCGGGUAGUUCGUUGAUAGAUGUCAGUUUGACAACCGUCAAUGUCGUGUUUGACAGCUACGGAUAGUUAUGGAUAUGACAAUGACAGAUGUCAGCUUUGAUAAAUGACAAUGUCACAUUUGACAGCUAACCUAUAAAUGUAACUUGUGGAUUGCCGCGGAAGAAAUUUGCUCGCCUACUCGUGUUUCUAAAGUCAAAUUAAAACUUCCUAAACAUGUUUUUCCUCUCGGUACGCGUCAUUCGUGUACCUCCAUCGCACAAUACAACUUAUUAAUACUC